Messenger RNA from Neohortaea acidophila, 780 nucleotides. RefSeq lists its product as uncharacterized. Bases 1 to 780 code for a protein of 259 amino acids. Lineage: Eukaryota; Fungi; Ascomycota; Dothideomycetes; Mycosphaerellales; Teratosphaeriaceae. The record is from RefSeq and is a predicted model, not a curated record. The transcript has a single exon.
AUGUCGAUCCUGCAGUUUUACAACACUCCCUACGGCUAUCGUCAAGGUGUGCUUAUCGACGCGGAAGAACUGAGGCAGAUGAGGGCAGAAAACGCAGACCUCAAGCUCAAGUUGGCCCAGGAGAAACGCCUUGUCAAAGAAGCCAACGGACUACUGGACAGGCAAGAGUCUCAGCUCGAACGCUUGAAGCAGCAGAAGGCGAACUUCGAGCACCACCUCAAGUUGAACUCUGCGGCGUGUGAAGCUAAGAUCGAAGAGCUCACAGAGCAUUUCACGUUCAGGAAGGCUGCUAUCAUCAGAGGUCAGGAGCAGCAACUUCAAGCUCUCCAGGCGCGUGUUGUGGAGGUUGAAGAAGAGGUCGAGGAUCUCACGUCGAGAUUGUCCAAUGAGCAAGAUGCGUCGGCUCUCAUCAAGCAGCACCUCAACGACCAGCAGGCUCGUGUCCUGCAGCUUGAGCGCGAGACCGGUGAAGCCAGGGUGGCAGUGCAAAUCGAACAAAAUCCCUCAGCUUCGGCGGUCCAGCAAUUCAACGACCAACAUCAUCGCGUCCUUGAACUGGAGCAGGAACUCAACGAACUGCGUACCCAGCCUUUCCCACCUGGCCAGUGGGAGGCAAUCCAGAAUCAUGUUGCUCAACUUCACGCCAAUGACACCGCCGAGCGAGAGUUACCGUUGCGGCUGGAAGUCGAGAGGUUGAGGAACGAGUUGGAGGAGAUGAGGGCGAACGUGGCCGGAGCGGACCCUCUGAUUGAUUGGACAGAUCAUGACGAGCAGAUGUGA